AUGAACGCACCAGGCUCAAUGCGAAGGCCUGGUGGCACUCGCGGUACAAAGCUCAAGCCACCAAAAAAGAUUGGUCUGGAUGUCUCCAUCCAAGACAUGUGGCUCAGGCUCGUACACGCCAUCUCCCAGAUCCAGAAUCACAACAUCUCCAAACUCAGCUACGAGGAGCACUACCGAUAUGCCUACAACCUCGUCCUGUAUCAGCAGGGAGACAUGCUCUAUCAUGGCGUCAAGAAGCAGGUCCAGCAGCAUCUCGACAAACUCUGUCGAGAAAAUAUCAUCCCCGCCUUCCCGCCGGGCGGCGCCGCCUCGGUCUCGGCAGGCAUCAUCCUCCCCGAAUCGCUUCUACACCAGUCCCGAGCCUCGUCCUCGUCUCGCACAAAUGCUGACCUACCCACCAGUAGCCCCAGCAAGGGCAAAGCAAGGGCGACCGAUUCUGACCUAGACUCGUUUGCCCAAGCCGACACCCAAGCCUCUUCCACCUCGGCAGCCGCCGCAGCCGCCUCAAUGUCGGCCACUCAAGCAGGUGAUCGCGCCGAUGCUGUCGCGCGCAUUCAAGCAGGGGAACGUCUAAUGACUGCUAUCCGAGACACAUGGCUCGACCAUCGCAGCUGCAUGUCCAAGCUUUCCGAGGUCCUCAAGUACGUCGAUCGCGUCUACGUAGAGGACCACAAGGUCCCCUCCAUCAACCGCCUCGGUCUCGAGAUCUUUCGCGAUUCGGUCAUCCGAUCAUCAACGUAUCCCAUCCAGAUCUACCUCUACAGCACUCUCCUCACUCACAUUCAGAUCGAGCGCGAAGGGUCCGCCAUCAGCCGCUCCCUCGUCAAGUCCAACGUAGACAUGCUCUCCGACCUCACACAGCACAAGCCUGGCUCGCCCGUCAACCAGGAUCCCUCGGUCUACUCGACCGACUUUGAACCUGCCUUCCUCCAGACUUCUGCCGCCUUCUACUCGGCCGAAGCUGAACGCUGGCUCGACGCGGGAGACGCUGCCAAGUACCUGGCCCACGUAGCGAGAAGAUUGCAGGAAGAAGCAGAUCGUGUUUCGGUCUAUCUCAAGCCGGAGACUCACAAGCCGCUCCAGCAUCUCCUCGAAAAGAACUUCCUUGCAAAGCAUCAGUCUACCAUCAUCAACAUGCCCGGCUCCGGCCUGGUCGCCAUGCUCGACGAGGAUCGCAAGGACGAUCUCGGUCGACUGUAUACACUCUUCAAUAAGGUCUCUGGCGCUCCUCAGACCCUGCGUCUCGGACUCAAGAGCUACAUCGCCGCCAAGGGCAAACUCAUCAACGAUGCCGUCACCAGUCAAACCAACCAGCAAGCGCCAUCUACUGACCGCCCCGAUGGUCAGGAUGACGCAUCGGCAGCUGCAGCCAAAGCCAAAGCCAGGGCCGGUGCCGAAACUGACGCGUCCACACCCCAGGCUGCCACUGCCAUCCGAUGGGUCGAAGAUGUGCUCGAGUUCAAGAACAAGUUCGACUCUAUCCUCGAAAUCGCCUUUGUCAAUGAUACCGGGUGCGAGACCGCCAUCAACGAAGCCUUCGAGUCUUUCAUCAACACCAACAAGCGCGCACCCGAAUUCAUCUCCUUGUUCAUCGACGAGAACCUCAAAAAGGGUCUCAAAGGGAAAACGGAGGCCGAGGUCGAGGAUAUCUUGCGCAAGACCAUCUCGGUCUUCCGCUUCCUCCACGAGAAGGACACCUUUGAGCGCUACUACAAGCAGCAUCUCGCCAAACGUCUGCUCCAAGGCCGAAGCGUUUCGGACGAUGCCGAGCGCGGCAUGAUGGCCAAGCUCAAGGUCGAGAGCGGACACGGCUACGUCGCCAAGCUGCAAGGCAUGCUCAACGAUAUGAAGACCAGCGAGGAGACCAUGGACGACUUUAACCGGACCAUCAAGAACUCGCACCGUUCUAUGCCGUUUGCGUUAUCCGUCAACGUGCUCACCAGCACCAACUGGCCUAUUUCGGCACAAGCGCCGAGCUGCACCAUGCCGGACACCUUGAUGGAAGCCAGACGAAGGUUCGAAGAGUUUUACCAGAGCAAACACAACGGUCGAGUACUGACGUGGCAUGCCAAUCUGGGAAACGCCGACGUCAAGGUCGCGUUCAAGUCUCGAACGCACGAGAUCAACCUAUCGACGUUUGCGCUCGUCGUCUUGCUCAUGUUCGACAACGCAGACGAUGGAGAGCAGACGCUUUCGUACGCAGACAUUGCAAGGUCGACCAACAUCCCCGACUUGGACCUGCAGCGAACCUUGCAGUCGUUGGCAUGUGCGAAAUUCCGCAUCCUCACCAAGAAUCCGAAGGGACAAGAAAUUGGCAAGGACGACACCUUCACCUUCAACUCGGGCUUUACGUGUCCCUUGGCUCGGUUCAAGAUCCAGCAGAUUGCAGCUAGGGUUGAGACGGCCAAGGAGAGGAAGGCGACAAAUGAAAAGGUGGAGGAGGAGCGGACGUUUUUGGUGGAAGCGUGCAUCGUGAGGAUCAUGAAGAACCGCAAGCAGUUGAGUCACAACGAGUUGGUGGCGGAAACCAUCAGUCAGUUGACCAACAGGUUUCAGCCGGGCGUGGGCAUGAUCAAGAAGAGGAUAGAGAGUUUGAUCGAGAGAGAGUAUCUCGAGAGGAGCGAGGGCGAGAGGGGUAUGUACAAUUAUCUGGCAUGA
Pseudozyma hubeiensis SY62 is the source of this 2658-nucleotide messenger RNA. RefSeq lists its product as hypothetical. The transcript has a single exon. NCBI's taxonomy places the organism in Eukaryota, Fungi, Basidiomycota, Ustilaginomycetes, Ustilaginales, Ustilaginaceae. Gene Ontology annotation, molecular function: ubiquitin protein ligase binding. Bases 1 to 2658 code for a protein of 885 amino acids. Gene Ontology annotation, cellular component: Cul3-RING ubiquitin ligase complex. The record is from RefSeq and is a predicted model, not a curated record. Gene Ontology annotation, biological process: protein ubiquitination; ubiquitin-dependent protein catabolic process.